Cinclus cinclus is the source of this 2193-nucleotide messenger RNA. It is a transcript of the gene FIGNL2, whose product is annotated as fidgetin like 2. The record is from RefSeq and is a predicted model, not a curated record. The coding region runs from base 4 to 2193 and encodes 729 amino acids. Lineage: Eukaryota; Metazoa; Chordata; Aves; Passeriformes; Cinclidae. Gene Ontology annotation, molecular function: ATP binding; ATP hydrolysis activity; microtubule severing ATPase activity. The transcript has a single exon.
AAGAUGCACUGGUCACCAGAGCAUGCCCAGUCCCUGAACCAGUGGCCGGAGCAGCACCUGGACGUGUCCUCCACGACCUCCUCGCCAGCCCACAAGUCCGACCUGUACCCCAGCACUCGCCAGCGCUUCAACUACGCCUGGGCCAACGAUGACAUCUCGGCUCUCACGGCCUCCAACCUCCUCAAGAGGUACGCCGAGAAGUACUCGGGGGUGCUGGACACGCCCUACGAGCGCCCCGCGCUCGGCGGAUACGGGGACGGCGCCUUCGGCCCCGUGAACGGGCAGAAGGGGGACGGAGAGCCCUGGCCGGGGGCGCACGGCUCUGACGGCGCCUUCCCCCUGACCCCCAUCCACGAUGGGCUGGCCGGUGCCAAGGGCGUGGUGCCACCGGCCGUCCCUGCCGGCGGCGGGGCCAUCGGGCUGGGCGGUUCCCCGGUGGUGUCGGCCAACCUCAGCGAGCCCGUGUACCCCGGGAAUUCCUGCGGGGCUGCUGCUGCCGGCUCCGGGGGCCUCGGGGCAUCUCAGGAGUACCCCUCAGGCUAUGGUGGCACCUACUUGCCCUCCAGCUACUGCACCCAGCCCUCGGCGGCGCUGCCCCCUCCUCACCCUCCUGCCCUGCACAGCUCGGGGCUCCUGCAGCCCCCGCACCCCUCGCCCGCGCUGGUGCCGGGCUACGGCUCCUCGGGGCCCAUGUACAACUAUGCCAGCGGCAGCUACCCACCGCAGCCGGGCUACGGGGGCAUCCACCCGCCUCACCCCUCUGCCUCCUACCUGCCCUCCGGCAUCGCCGCGCCCACCCCCAUCCCGGCCCCGCCGCCCACCGCCCGCCCGCCAGGGGUGCCCGGUUACGGCUACCAAGGUGCCGGGUUGGGCCCCCUGGCCGUGCCGCCGCUGGGCACCGAGGCGGCGGGCACGCUGAAGAGGAAGGCGUUCGACAUCGGCGGGGAGGAUGAUGGGGAGGGCAGGUACAGGAAAUACAGCUACGAGCAGCCAAAGUCUCCCUACCCCCUGUCGGACAGCGGCGAGUGCCGGGGCAACGGCUUCGGCAGCAGCGGCGAGUCCCCCCAGGUGGCCUUCAAACCUGGGAAGAGGCCGGCGGGCGCCGGGACCACCGAAGAACACACGGGCAAGUACGGCGGGCAGCAGAUGAAGGGGAUGGUGUCGCCGUCCUACGGCGCCAGGGACGCGCCCCUGCGGCCAGCGGAGCCCUUCGAGAAGUUCAGCCCUCCCAUGGCCAACGGCGAGCGCACGGCCGAGCCGGGAGCCGCGUUCCCCCUGCGGUUGCCCCCCAAAGCUCUGGGGUUCGGCGGCGCCGCGCUGGAGGAGCAGCCCAAGAACGUCGACCCGCUGGUCCUGGAGCUGGUGAACACCAAGGUGGUGGAGCGGGGCCCGCCGGUGCAGUGGUCGGACAUCGCCGGGCAGGCGUCGGUGAAGGCGGCCAUCGAGGAGGAGCUGCUGUGGCCCAUCCUGAGACCCGGCUCCUACAGCGGCACGAGCCACCCGCUGCGGACCCUGCUGCUCUUCGGGCCCCGCGGCACAGGGAAGACUCUGCUGAGCCGCUGCAUCUCCACCCAGCUGGGCUCCACGCUGCUGAGGCUCAGCGGCACCGCCCUGCUGUCCACCUGGAAGGCCGAAGCCGAGAAGAUCCUCCAGACCGUGUUCUUCGUGGCCAACUGCCGGCAGCCCUCCGUGGUGCUCAUCACCGAGGCCGAAUCCUUGCUGGCGGCGCGGGCGGGCGAGGACGGCGGCCAGGUGAGCAACCUCAAAUCCCAGCUCCUCUCCUACCUGGACAACGUGGCUACCUCAUCCGAGCAGAACGUGGUGGUCAUCGGCACCACGGCGCGGCCGGGCAGCAUCGACGAGGCGUCGCACCGGCGUUUCGGCACGCGGCUGUACAUCGCUCCGCCCGACGGCGCCGCUCGGCGCCACAUCCUGCGCCAGGCGCUGGCCCAGCAGAGCUGCUGCCUGAGCGAGCGGGAGCUGGCGGCGCUGGCGCAACGCACCGAGAGCUUCUCCGGCGCCGAGCUCCUGCGGCUCUGCCAGCACGCCGGGGCCGCGCGCCGAGCCCUGCCGGGACCCCCGACCUCCUACCAGGAGCUGGAAAAAGCGUUCUGCAAAGUUCGCCCCGCCGCGUCCCAAAAGGAGCUGGACUUGUUCCUGGAGUGGGAUAAGAUGUACGGAACCAGGCACUGA